CGUUAGGUAGGCGGAGCUACGUGGCUGAGCUAAUGUAGAGAGCAGAGGGAAAGCUACGGAAGCCUUCAAAAGAGUGCAGUGUAUCGAGUGUGUCCGUGACCCGGUCCAUUUAUCUAUGUCACUGUUACGGGGAAGCAGAUAACUGUGUGACGUCAUAGUUGUAAUGAAGCUGAUCUACACCGGCGCGAGUGGAGCCGCACUUUUCUUGUUGCUGCACCACUGUCAGAUAGCCAGCACUGUUGGACAGAAGUCUGACCGUGCAUUAACUGUGGUGGAGAAUACAGAAGGAUGGGAGGAAGGAAGUGUUGAUAAGAAAGCGGAAGUGACAGUUGAUGAAGAGGAAGGAGAUUUUGAGGUGGUCCAACCUACUGACAAUUGGCAAACACUCAAAGCAGGCCAGGCAGUGCCAGCAGGUUCUCAUGUGAGGCUGAAUCUGCAGACAGGCCACAGGGAGGUCAGAUUGGGCGAAGAGCAGCUUAAAUAUUGGACACAAGAACACAGUUCUGUUUCCAGAGAGACCGAAAACGACCAGUCUACCAUCAGUGCUGACGACCUGAAACGGGCCAUGAAGAAGAUGAAAGAUGACCUGAACCCAAACUCUGUGACAUCCAAGUACCGUCCCCUGGGGGAGUUAAAGAGAGACAUGGCUCAGCUAGACCUGCUGGUGGAGACAGAUAUUCAGAUAAUGAAGAGGCUGCUGGACCAGUUAAAAAACAGCAACUCGACCACAGAGCUGAAACUAAACCUCCUGCUGGACCUGGAGUAUUUGGUGCAUCAGGUGGACAACGGUCAGUCCCUGUGUUCAAUGGGUGGUCUCCAACUUAUUGUAGAAGGUCUGAACAGUACAGACUUUAGACUGCAGGAAACCUCUGCCUUUGUUCUGGGAUCUGCCGUGUCAAGUAACCCGAUGGUACAGGUGAAGGCUGUAGAGUGUGGGGCUCUACAGACGCUUUUAACUAUGAUGGCUACUGCUCAACCACUCGGAGUCAAAAAAAAGGUACUGUUUGCAGUGGCCUCCCUCUUACGUAACUUUCCCUACGCACAGCACCAUUUCUUGUCACAUGGAGGGCUGCAGGUCCUAUCAGAGAUAUUCACGGCCGAUGGAGGAGGAGUUCUGCGUACACGCAUUGUCACCAUGUUGUAUGACAUGAUCAGUGAGAAGGAGUUAAUUUCUCGGGCUGGUUUGGACCUGGGCCAUGAUGCGGCCCACGAGGAGCGAGUGCAUCAGUACUCCAAGGUGUCUCUGCAGGGGGAGCUGCUGGAGAAGGGCUGGUGCAAUCUGGUCCCACAGCUGCUGGAGUCCACUGAGCAUGACUACAGAGAAAAGGCUUUGCGGGCUUUGUUGGCAAUGGCUCCCAUGUGUUUGGAUCAGUACCGCUCAGACCGGUCUUUACUGGGCUCCCUGCUCACUCUCAGAGACCAGUACCAGGAAAUGGUUGAGUCAGAAAUAAUUGUAGGGGAAGAGAACAGCUACUUUGCAGAGAUUGUAGAGCUUAUAAAUUCUUUACAAGUAAAAAUGCAAUAAUGAGAUUGCACACACACAGAUUUCUUUGGGAUGUGUGUUGUGAUAAGACCCGUAUUGCUGUGUUUUAUGAAUAA
This is a messenger RNA of Pungitius pungitius (ninespine stickleback), 1599 nucleotides long. It is a transcript of the gene sil1, whose product is annotated as SIL1 nucleotide exchange factor. Bases 164 to 1525 code for a protein of 453 amino acids. The record is from RefSeq and is a predicted model, not a curated record. The transcript has 12 exons. NCBI's taxonomy places the organism in Eukaryota, Metazoa, Chordata, Actinopteri, Perciformes, Gasterosteidae.